CUGAACUGCUCUACUCCGAAAUUCAAGAUUUGGAAUAAUUCUCGGAAGCAACCCUGGUUUUGAUCAAGUUUUUUGAGCAUUCGUGUGUUGUUGUUCACAACUCGUGUUUGACAAAUUACAAAGACAAAAUAGUAUUUGUAUUUGUAGCCUUACCAAUAAAACAUAAAUAGUAUUCGAAGAGAAGCGUCACAAAGAAAACUAGGAUCAUGACAUUCUCUGUGGAUUUUAACAGCAGAGAUUUGGACUUAAGCUUCUAUAUUUUCAAGCCAACUGUAGUAAUUGUAGACCAUCUUGUUCAUGAACUCCAACACUUUUCCUUACUCACUCACGAUCUUGGUUGUCUACAAGGCUCUAUAUUUAGAAGCAUACAUGGAAAUAUGAUCAUAUGGUGUGGAGCAUGGCAGAAACGGUCAAGUGAUGAAAAAGAUAAGCUAACAGCAAAUCUUCAAUCAAUGCUAACGAACGUAACAAGAAUGGCAGUGUUGGUUGAACAUAAUUUCCUUGAUGCAUAUGCUGGAGAAUCAAGAGAUGGUUCCUUAGCUGUUAAGUUCAGCACUGGUGACAUAAUUUCCAUGAACUCAGUGAUCACAACUUCUAAGGACCUUAAUGACUUGUGUUAUGCAGUCCUAGCAAUUUUUAGAUCACGUUUUUCCAAAACAGAAGGCAUAACUGCGGGGAUUUGCAUGAAAUGCCAAAGCUUCUCAAGGGUGCUAUGCAUUCAAGUGUGGCAGUCCCUACAAUUUUGUUACUCAUGGAUUCUCAACUCAGACCAUAGAAAGUGGAUGAUGCCAUAUCUUGAACGCUUCUCCACUGAGAUGAAGUAUGAUAUUUUUCGAGUGGUUUAUGUUAGCGGUGAUCAUGUACUCGAUCUUCCCUAUGAUUCUCCUCAUCGGAUGUUAGAAAAUGAAGACUGAGAACACUGCAUGUGUUGCAAGGAUUUGUAUAUAUUGUAGGUUUAUUUGUUGUAAAAUCAGUUUAAGGAUAUUGAAAACUUAACCAAACAUUACCUUAAGCUCUCUCAUAAUAUCGGUCCAAAAUAUCUAUUAGAUUUGUUAAUGGCAAAUUUCUUUUGUCUUAAACUUU
Cajanus cajan (pigeon pea) is the source of this 1083-nucleotide messenger RNA. RefSeq lists its product as uncharacterized. The record is from RefSeq and is a predicted model, not a curated record. Lineage: Eukaryota; Viridiplantae; Streptophyta; Magnoliopsida; Fabales; Fabaceae.